Molecule: messenger RNA, 577 nt
Organism: Diprion similis
Lineage: Eukaryota; Metazoa; Arthropoda; Insecta; Hymenoptera; Diprionidae
Gene: Snapin
Product: SNAPIN protein homolog
Exons: 2
Coding region: 101-577 (158 amino acids)
Biological process (GO): endosome to lysosome transport; lysosome organization; regulation of synaptic vesicle exocytosis
Cellular component (GO): synaptic vesicle; BORC complex; BLOC-1 complex
Molecular function (GO): SNARE binding
Source: RefSeq, a predicted model, not a curated record
CUGACAUAACACAUGAUAAAUGACAAUCCGUAAACCGUAAACGCCACCGUGACUGCUGAAGACUUGAAGCGUUGACUGAGUAAAAAACGUUGUAAACGUCAUGGACGUGGAUACUGCCAGCGAUAAUACUUCAAUAGAUGACAAAACAGAAGACUUCUGCGAAAAUCCAACGCGAGAUGCAUUGACGGAGGGACUUAUGGGCCUCCUGAAGCCUACAGUAGAUCAACUUGACGAAAGAAUACGCGCUACAAGAAUAAGUCAAAUUGAGCUCAAGCAGCAGAUCGAAUCAUUGACAGAGGAAUUAUUAAAAAUAUCUGAAGCUCUUCAGUGCCCCCUUGAACUGGAUGUAUACGUUAAGAAGCUCAUCAAUACCAAACAUAAAGUUACUGUUGUAAGCAACAUUUUACAAACGACCCAAGAACGACUUAACAAGGUUCAUCAAGCUGUAGAAAGGAAUACAGCUCGACGAAAGGCUUUGCUAGAAACAACACCUGCAGUCAACACUCCGACUCCUACCGAAACCACUGAGCAAAUAGCCAGUAUUGAAAGUGCUGGUAACGAAGUGAGAGACGGAUGA